Molecule: messenger RNA, 11459 nt
Organism: Bufo gargarizans (Asiatic toad)
Lineage: Eukaryota; Metazoa; Chordata; Amphibia; Anura; Bufonidae
Product: centrosome-associated protein CEP250-like
Biological process (GO): cilium assembly
Source: RefSeq, a predicted model, not a curated record
GGGCCGGUCACGUGACCGCGGCGCAGGAAGCGGUUGGCCAGCGUCCUCGCGUGUCAGAGGUUAGGGGUCAGGACGGCUCCAAAACGGGAUGAGACUGGAGGGAGAUUCAAAAUGGGGGUUUAGAAGGCGGCACGUGAUGCCCUCGUAGCGAUGACGCAGGGGGCGGAGCUGGGCCGGGACUGGCUGGCGCUGCAGAGGGAGCUGCAGAACUCGCUAGAAGCUCAGAAGAGGCAGGCGGUCCUGGUGGAGAAAUUACAGGCAAAGGUUGUACAGUACAGAGAUCGCUACCAGGAUCUGCAGCAGAGCCAAGAAUUCAGUCUGAGCCGGGGGGAACUGGAGUUGGAGAAAGCUCUUCGAAAGUUGGAAGAAGAACAGCAGAGAUGUGCGAGCUUGGCUGCGGUAAACUCUCUGCUGAGGGGAGAUCUGGUGCAGACCCAGGAGUCUCAUAAGCUGCUGGGGGAAGACAUUCACAAACUGACCACCGACUGGUCCAGCUCCAUCCAAGAACUGGAGAGAAAGGAGGGAGAAUGGCAAGCCGAGAGAGAGGUUUAUAAAGGUCAUAUACAGGGUGAGCGCUCCCGUCUCCUGCGACUGUGGACUGAAGUGGUCACAUUUCAUCGACAUUUUAAUGAACUAAAGACGGCAACAGAAAGGGAUUUAUCUGAAUUGCGUGCCGAAUGGACAAGAUGUGUCCGCCUUCUACAAACUUCAUAUUCCUGUCUUAUCUCAUGGAAGCCACAGAAUCCUGGAAAAAUCACGGAGCCCCCAAAGUACCUUCUUGUUACCUGGGGCCAUGGGAUAGAGUCAGUAGAGAUGACCGGACAGGUGGAAGGAGCAUCCGUGAAGGAUUCUAUGUUAGAUACAUGUGGACAUAAAGAGGAAUCAUCAAAAUCACUAAUUGAGGCCACGCAAGUGGAAGUGCAAACCAAAACCUUGUACCAACAGAGACUGGAGGAGGACCUAAAGUUGCUUAGUUCUCAAUUUGAUGCAACAGAGCAAAAUGCCAGCUUGUUGAAGUCACAGCUGGUGACAGCAGAGCAGGAAGAAAGAACAAUGAGGUUGAAUUUGGAGACUGCACAUGAAGAAGCAGGCACCCUGAGGACUCAGCUGGUGGCAGCAGAGCAGGAAGCAGACACCAUGAGGACUCAGCUGGUGGCAGCAGAGCAGGAAGCAGACACCAUGAGGACUCAGCUGGUGGCAGCAGAGCAGGAAGCAGACACCAUGAGGACUCAGCUGGUGGCAGCAGAGCAGGAAGCAGACACCAUGAGGACUCAGCUGGUGGCAGCAGAAGAGGAAGCAAGCAUGAUGACAACAGAACUGGUGGCAGCUCAACAGGAAGCAAUCACGAUGAGGAUACAGCUUAUUGCAUCAGAAGAGGAAGCAAGCAUGAUGAGGACUCAGCUGGUGGCAGCAGAACAGGAAGCAAGCAUGAUGAGGACUCAGCUGGUGGCAGCAGAACAGGAAACAAGCAUGAUGAGGACUCAGCUGGUGGCAGCAGAACAGGAAGCAAACACGACAAUGUCUCGAGUGCAAGCAGAGAAACAGGAAGAACACACAAACAUAUGGAGUUUGCAGCUUGACAGAGAGGAACAAGAAAGAACCACCAACACAUUCCAGCUGGAGACGCCACCACAGGAAACAAACGUAAUAAGAUUACCUUUAAUGGUGGCUUCAAAGGAGACUAGCACUGCGACAUCACUACUAGAGACAACACUUCCAAGCACGCUAUCACCACCGCUAGCAUCAACUUAUCUGAUGACAUCACUGCUAGAGACCACGCCUCUUGAAACUAGCAAGCUGAUGUCACUGCUGGAGACAACUCGACAGGACGUUAGUAUGGCAGGGCAGGAAGUAGAUUUAGUGGAGAUGUCACGUGCGGACCCAUUAGGCGACAAGGCGCAGUCAAGAUUACAAUUCAUUCUAUCAAAAGAGGACUUAAUUAGGUCGUCAGAGUCCGAGAUAAAUUCGCUGACGUCAAAGGUUCAAGCAUCUGAGCAGGAUACACAUUCAUUAACGGUGCAGCUGGAGGCUUCGCGGCAAGAAGUGCGUUCACUGGAGAUAAAGGCGCAGGAAACGGAAACGUGCAGAGGACAUGUUGAAAAGCUGGAAAAGGAAGUAAGUUCUUUAAGGGCGGAGCUGGAAGAGCGGUCUCAAGAGGUGGAGCUGCUGAGGUCAAGCUUGACGACACAGGAAAUGGAAGAAGAAACGCGACUUCACAGCAUGGAGCGGGAGCUGCAGGAGAUUCAGUAAGUAGAACUCGGCGGUCUCUUGACUGCUGUGCAGUCUGAGCGCUCUGAUCUACUCCACGAUUUAGUGCUGCUGCGGGAAGAGCUGCUGCGCUCUCGUCUUGAAGCCAGUUUGUCUCAAGAUGAAAGGAGCGGCUUGCAGGGCGCUCUCCUCAAGGCAGAAAGGCAGAUAGCUGGGCAGAUGGUGGAGCAGAGCCGACACAGGGCCGAGGUGGACGACCUCCAAGACGCAGUCGCUAAGAUGGGAGACUUGAAUCGAGCCUUGUCUUUAGAUAAAGUGGAACUGAACAGUCUCUUGCUGCAGAGGGAAAAAGAGCUGAAGUCUAUCGGAGAACUUCUGCAAGAGUCACAGAGGGAGAUUGGGAACGCCCAGCAGCGUUUACAGCAAUGUGAGGAGGAACGUUCCCAGCAUAUGGUGGAGCUCGGCAAGGGACAGCGCCUCCUGCAGGACUGCGAAGUAGCAAGAGAAAGCCUGGAAACAGAGCUGUCGUACAUCCGGCUGGAGAGAGACAGACUGCAGGCUGAGCUGAAACAGGAAAGAGAGAGCCUGCGGAAGGAUCAGGACCAGUUAUCUCAGGACGCAGAAGCUUUGAGUCGUGAAAAGUCCACGCUCACCGUACAACUCGGAGUGAGCGAGAGGGAGUGUCUGGAACUAAGAGAAAAGCUAGGAGACCUCCAGAUCAUGAAACAGUGUCUGGAGAAAUCAGUGUUUGCAUCUCAGGAAAGAUCAUCUCAGCUGGAGAUUAGAUGCGGCCAACUGGACCUGAAAGUUCAGACAAUCGCUCAGUCCAAGAAAACCGUCCAAGAUGAGCUUUCUCUCUUGUACGCCGAGCAGGACGCCUUACAGAAGCGAUGUCUUGCUCUUUCUCAGAGGCUUUCUGACUUGGAAGAAGAGAAAGAGGCAGCAAUAGUACGGAGAGAGGAACUGGAGCUAAGCUUGGGAGAAUUAAACACCUUGAGAGACCGUCUGGAGCAAGAGAAGAGUCUGAGACAGGUUACUGAAGAGCGUGUCAAUAAAUUGCAGAGAGAGAAGCAGAAUGAGCUGGAUAAAGCAACCAUCGUACAGAAGCAAUUGGAAGAGGAAAUUUCCAAACUCGGGGACAACCUGAAAAUAUGUCAGUCAGACAAAGAGACAGCUUUGGAGAACUUAGAGCGACAAGUGCUAAUGAAAAGUGAACAGGACCGUGAAAUUGAGAUUAUCAAAGAGACCUUGAAAGAAUGUCGGGAAGAAAAAAAGAGAGCCCUGGCUGCACUGACAAACCAAGCGGAUAGUUUAGAAGAGAUUGAGAGGCAGAUUACAGAACUAAGAGAGAAUAUUCAGGAGUGCAACGGGGAGAAGGAGACUGCUUUAACUUCAGCUGCUCUACUCCAAUUGACCAUACAAGAAAAAGAACGUGAACUCAAGACUUGUAAGGAGAGCAUAAUGCAACUCCAACAAGAGAAAGAGACGGUGGUCAAUAAAUUACAGCAACAGAUCCAGAGCUUUAAGGAGACUGAGCUGCGAAUGACAAAGCGUGUCGAAGAGUGUGAAGUUCAGAAAGAGCUUGCAGUAAAAGCAGAAUACCACAGUCUCCUGAUAGUAGCAGAAAGGGAUCGAGAAAUUGAUACCUUGAUUGCCAAGAUGAGCGUGGUUCAAGGAGAGAAGGAGACACUCGUUGAGAAGUUCUCUGUUGAUGCUAUCGAGGCAGAGCAGAAACAGACAGCUCUAAAGGAGCUUCUCAGACAGUGUCAAGAAGAACGAGAAACCAAGGUGAAUGCAUUGCUGCAAAAUGUGGGAGAACGGGAUAAAGAAUUGGUGACUUUAAGAGAGCGUCUGAAGGAUCAGCAGGCAGAGAAAGAGAGCACACUUGAAGAAGUAGGCCAUCAAGCUAUGUUGUUAAAAGAGAGUGACUCUCUGAUUGAAUCUUUCCGAUCCAGAAUGGUAGAGUGCGAGUUUGAGAAAGACCAGCUCUCUGUGAAUUACAGAGAGUGCCAGGAAAAUAUAGCAACUUUAAAAGAGACUAUUAAAGAGUACUCGGAAGAAAAAGAGAGAGCCCUGGCUGCACUGACAAACCAAGCGGAUAGUUUAGAAGAGAUUGAGAGGCAGAUUACAGAACUAAGAGAGAAUAUUCAGGAGUGCAACGGGGAGAAGGAGACUGCUUUAACUUCAGCCGCUCUACUCCAAUUGACCAUACAAGAAAAAGAACGUGAACUCAAGACUUGUAAAGAGAGCAUAAUGCAACUCCAACAAGAGAAAGAGACGGUGGUCAAUAAAUUACAGCAACAGACCCAGAGCUUUAAGGAGACUGAGCUGCGAAUGACAAAGCGUAUCGAAGAGUGUGAAGUUCAGAAAGAGCUUGCAGUAAAAGCAGAAUACCACAGUCUCCUGAUAUUAGCAGAAAGGGAUCGAGAAAUUGAUACCUUGAUUGCCAAGAUGAGCGUGGUUCAAGGAGAGAAGGAAAUACUCGUUGAGCAGUUCUCUGUUGAUGCUACCGAGGCAGAGCAGAAACAGACAGCUCUAAAGGAGCUUCUCAGACAGUGUCAAGAAGAACAAGAAACCAAGGUGAAUGCAUUGCUGCAAAACGUGGGAGAACUGGAUAAAGAAUUGGUGACUUUAAGAGAGCGUCUGAAAGAUCAGCAGGCAGAGAAAGAGAGCACACUUGAAGAAGUAGGCCAUCAAGCUAUGUUGUUAAAAGAGAGUGACUCUCUGAUUGAAUCUUUACGAUCCAGAAUGGUAGAGUGCGAGUUCGAGAAAGAUCAGCUCGCUGUGAAUUACAGAGAGUGCAAGGAAAACAUAGCAACUUUAAAAGAGACUAUUAAAGAGUACAUGGAAGAAAAAGAGACGUUGUCUGCUUUGUUGCAGUCUCAAACUGAGGGAAUUAAAGACCGAGAAAAUGAGAUAAAAUUGUUGAAGGAGACUAUGUUUAAUGUUCAAAAAGAUAAAGAAAUGAUCUGUAGUGAUUUAGCGUUUCACACCAAAACUUUGAAAGAGAAAGACGAAGCUCAUGUGGUGCUGCAACAGACACUACGAGACCGCCUGCAAGAAAAGGAGCAUCAACGAUUAGAUAUAGAACAGCAGAAAAGCGAGAUUAUGAGCCUGGAAGAGAAGUUACGGAGGUGCCAACAUGAUAAAUCUGUGGUAGAAGCUAGAAUGGAAGAUUUGGCAUUGCAGAAAGACUCCAUAGAGAAGGAAGCAAAUAUGGAGGAAAAACUUUUGAGGGAAAAAGUGUCUGAGUAUUCUCAGGCCUUAAAGGAAAAAGAACUAGCGGUUGAAGUUUUAGAAAGGAAGUAUGAGAGAGAGCGUGAAUCGCUAAAUAGGAGGCUAGAGACGCUGUCACUCUCUUUAAAAGAGAAUGAAAGAGAAUUACAGGAGUUGGGAAGACUUGAGAUCAAAAAUAGAGAUUUGGAGAGGAAACUGUCAGAGGUCCUAAAUGAAAGACAGCUGGUUGAGGAACAGAGGGAAAGGGACAACAAGGCCUUUAAAGAAAGGUUACAAGAUUUAUCCCGGACUUUGCUAGAGAAAGAGUCUGAGGCUGAUAGAGAAAGAAUGCAGUUAAACAGGGUUAACAGUGACUUGGAUGUUAGAGUCGAAGAGCUGUUACAUAUCCUUAAGGAGAAAGACAUUCAAGAACAAAAGAAUAUAGUGAAAAUACAAGAUCUGAAACUGGAACUAGAACAAGUACAAUAUGUUCUGGUAGAGAAGCAAAAAGAGGCAGAAGAUGCCAGAAUCCAGAGUGAUAGAGAGAGACUGACUCUAAAACAGCAGAUUGCAGAACUGUCUCGAGCACUCGCAGACAGAGAGGUCCAUGAUGAGGAGAGAGAAGAGCACUUGAAUGCUUUGAAUAUUAGAUUAGACCAAAUGAGUCAGGACUUAAUGGGUAAAACUGUUGAAUUUGCACAAGGGGAAGAAGAAAGAAAGGAACUGCAGAAAUGGGUAACAGAACUUUCCCAGGCUCUUAUUGGAGAGAUGUUUUUAGAUCAAGAAGAUGAUCGAGCUUUAACUGAUAGACUAAAAUUGCUUGGAAAGGCUUUGAAAGAUAGAGAGCGACAGUGCGAACAAGCAAAAAUUGAGAAAGACAGUCUGAAGGAAAGAGUAGCAAAACUUUCUCAAAUUCUUAUAGAAAAGGAACACGAGUUAGAAGAGGCAGAAGAUAAGAUGAGAUCGUUGGGACAGGAAAUAAGUGAACUGGGGCAAGUUCUUGUAAAAAAAGAAGACGAGGUAAGGAAUGAAGAGCUAAAUAGUAAGGAAGAGAAGUCGUUACUGAGACAGAGUGUAUCUCGGCUGUCUCACAGUCUUACAGAGAAAAAGAUAGAGAUAGAGGAGAAGGAAGUUGAAAUUACAUUUCUAAAGAUAAGAUCAAAGAAAUCAGACAAAGAAGAUAGCUUUAUCGAGCUAGAAAAAAGGUCUCAGAGCAAGAGACUAUCAGAAAUGUCUCAGGUUUUAUUAGAAAAGAAAAUUGAAGCAGAUAACAAAGACCUAAAAAUUAUAUCUCUGGAAGACAAGAUGGCGGAGCUUCGACAGGUUUUAAUAAGUAAGGAGUAUGAGCUCAAAGAGGAGAUAACCCGAAACGAACAUGAAAAUAAAGCCCUUAGACAAAAAGUUGAAGAACUUUCACAGACUUUACUGGAAAGAAGUCAUCAUGCAGAUUUUGCAAGCAUGGAAAUAAAACUAUUGAAAAAUAAGAAGGAAGAACUUGAAGGACAGUUGGUAGAGAAUAAAAGAGAAAUGGAAGAAAGAGAGAGACAGAUUCUAGAAGAUAAGGUGUCUCAAAGACAGAAAGUAACAGCGCUUACUGAGUCUGUAAUAGAGAAGAACAGAGAAGUGGAUGAUAAAGAGAUGCAGGUAAAGCUUCUGAAAAAGAAGACUGAAGAAUUGAGACAACGCCUGCAUGAAAAAGAGCAGGAAAAUAAGGAAGAAGAACGGCGACACGAGGAAGAGUUGAAAAGUCUGAGGAAAAGAGUGACUGAACUAUCUUCAUCUAUAGCACAAAAGGAGAGCGAAGCAGGUGAGGUAAAGACUAUGAAAGAAACAAUAAGAGAACUCAAGCAAAUGCUUGCAGAUAAGGAACAAGACAGGGAAUCUGAAAAAAGAGAGUGCGAUGAAGAGAGGAAGACUCUACAGCAGAAGUUAAGGGAUGUUUCCCAGGCUUUAGUCAAGAAAGAGCAAAAAUAUGAUGUAGUUAAACUGGAGGUGGAAACUCUGAAAAAGAAAAUAGAAGAGCUAAGCCUCCUCAUACUAGAGAAAGAAGGUAAGAUUCAAGAGGAAAACAGAAUAGGUGAAGAAGAGAAGACAUCCUUGAAGCAAAGAGUGAAAGAACUCUCCAAAGCUUUGGGUGAGAAGGAGCAAGAGGCUGCUGAGACAAAAUUAGAAAGUAAAUAUCUAAGAGACAGGCUAGAAGAAGGUAGUCAGGUCUUGGUACAUAGGGAGGAAGAGGUCAAGGAGGAAAAGAAACGCAACGAGGAAGAGAAGAACGUUAUGAGAGAAAGAAUAACAGCCAUGUCCCAGUCUUUAGUAGAGAAGAGCCAUGAAGCAGAUAGGACCAAGAUGGAGAUGAACUCUCUUAGAGAGAAGCUAGAAGAGCUACUGAGGAGGAAUGAAGCAAUGAUCCAUGAUGCAAAUAUUGAAGAGCAAAAUACUAUUUUAAGCCAGAAUGUGGAAGGACUUUCUCAGAAUUUAAAAGCAAAAGUAAGAGAAGUUAAUGUUCUCCAAACUGAUCUGACAUCUCUGAGAGAUAAGGUAGGAGAACUAAAGCAAUCUCUGACUCUUAAAGAACAAGAAAUUCAAGAGAAGGAAAUAUGCUAUGAAACAGAGAAGAGAACUUUAAAAGAAAAGGUGACCAAUCUUGCUAAAGCUUUAGGAAGUAAAGAAACAGAAGUAGAAGAAAUGGUAGGAAAUAUUGAAUACUUGAAAGAAAAGAAUGAGAAGGUAGUAAAUGAGAAAAAAUUACACGAGGAAGAAAAGACAACUCUGCAGAAUCAAAUAAUCAGACUUUCGCAAACUCUGUCGGAGAAGCAGGAGAAAACAGAAGGAAUGGAAAGGGAGAUGAGGCUACUGAGGGAACAGAUUGAGCAGCUAAGACAGGAUUCAGUAGAUAAAGGGCAAGAGAGCAAGAUGCACGAAGAAGAGAAAAAUGUCCUAAGGCAGAAAGUGUUAAAACUUGUUCACACUGCAGAAGAAAAAGAGAAGAAAAUAGACACAAUGGUUAUUGAGAAGAAUGCUCUUAAAGCAAAGAUCGGAGAACUAAGACAAGCCAUGGUGAUUCAAGAUCAAGACAGAAGAAAGAAAACCCGAGAUGAAGAAAAUGAGACAUAUUUCAGACAGAGUCGAGAGACUGAAUACCAAGGUUUAGAGAAAACUGAGACUGAUGUUUUGGAUUUGGAUGUUCAAGAAGAUGGAAAGAAACCUUUAUCUGACAAGACAGUUGCCGGAGAAAGGAGACAACUGGAGGAACAUUUACAAGUCUUGCAAACAUUUACACAUGUCAAAUCAGAGACCGCAUCGGCAAAGUCCACAGAAGGCUUAAAUUUGAUUGGUAAGAGAAAGUUGCUAGAAAACCAACAUGAGGACCCUGUGUUUCUAGAGAUCAGCUAUCCACACGAGGAGACCAAUAUACAAGAGCUGAUAACAGAAAUUAAAGCACUGUAUCAUGAGAGAGAUGAUGCCCAGAAGAGGGAAGUGGAUCUUAAAAUGAAGUUGAUGAAAGCAGAAACGGCACUAAGACGUAUGGAGGCUGAAGAGAUCACGCUGAGGCAGAAGUUUCUGGAUUCUUCUACAUCUGUAGAUGUUUUAAGUGGAAAGAAUGACGACUCUCUGCAAAGGAGGCUGCAGGUCCUGCAGGAGGCUGUUGCGAGGUUGGAAAACGACAAAUCUUUAUUGGAAAACCAAACCCUACAUUUGAGCGAGACACUACGAGAAGUGGAGUUUGAGCGGAGGAACCUCCGGAGGGAGCUGCGUAAGCUCAAUGCUUCAACAGUGCAGCAGUCAACACAAGAGGAUUCUGUUGAUUCUUCUACAUCUUGGCCAGGCGUGGCAGAGCUACAACAACAGAUCUCCUUUUUAAAGUCACAGCUGGAGAAAGAACGCGGACAUCGUUCCUGGUAUAUACACAGAUGUGCCCGCACCACUGACGAUCUUAUGAGCCUGAGACACAAUCUGACUCGUUCACUGGCGGCAGUGACCUCUGAUACUAGACCUCAGGUACUGGAGAGGGAAACUAUCCGACUGGAUGACACAUUAAACCGCAGCCUUGGCCUUCCGACAACCUGAAUGUGCAUAUUAACAUGAAGUCCCGCGAGGCACGCAGGUCUCUUGCUCUUGGAGAAACUGGUUGGGUCAGUGAGAGAGCACAGUGGGCUAAUCCGUCCUGGGAAAGGGGUUCUCCCCCUUUACCUGCCUUACAGAAGUCCAGUUGCAUUACUCCAGAAGUGUAUUGGUCCCAGCGACUGAUCAGUGACCCAUUUAUUUGGCUCAUUAGCCUCUGUGCGGGAGUUCAAAGAUUCAGCAUGGUUGAAAAUGAUGUCUGUUACAGGAUUCAUUGAUGAUGUGUGAUUGGUGUGUGUUGUUGGUUGGUGCUACAUGUAGGAGAUUUGAAUUUAUUAUCGGGAAGCAGCGGAUGCAAAAAUCCAUUCCAUUGAUGUCAAUGUCCCAUGGUGACCACACACAGGCUUGGUUGUGAUGUGAAGUUUACAGAUUCUUAGGUACUGCAAUGGGGUCUGAACUCAGCCCUUUGAGUAAUCUAUUUGUCAUUGAAAAAAGGUAAUGUUUGGAACUUCUAUAUGAUAUGCCCAAGUUUCAGUUGGAGACAUAAUUAUUUGGCAAGAUUUUUAGACAUCAGAAAGUGUCUUACCAUAAGUUUGCAGUGUCACACAUGGGUCUGUAUCUGAUAAGAUGCACUAGAUCAACUUUGUAGACUCUGAUCAUUGCACAAAGUAGUGUUUUAUAAAGUCAGGUUGUGAUGUUCAGUAUGGUGUUCUGAUCUUACAGGAAUCGGUUAUAAUACGUGUAUGUGAUACAGGUACCGCAAUGGGGUCCGACCCUAACCCUUUCUUGAAAUGCUCUGCUGCUGGUCAUCAGAAGCACUCGCUGUUUUACUGUAUGUAGCUUACGUUAAAAACCAAGCUUAUAGCAUCACAUUAUUGUGCUGGUGGUAAACCCUGAGGUUGUCAUCUCUGAUGUGUGUACGAGUCCAAGUAUCGGGUAGCUGUGUCGUCUCAGAUUAAGCUUCUGGUUGCCUGGUGUAGACAAUCUUGACAAUUUCUGUCUGUUUUUGUGGGCAGAGGGGUUCCCACAGUAGCCAAGUUGCUUUAAACCUAUACCUGUAUACUAGGGAAUUGCACAUAGCAGUUUAUUUUUAAGGACUACCUAUAUAAAUCCAGGAGGAGGUGUAUGUAGCAUAUCAAUCUGUGUACAACUACAAGACAGACAUGUGACCCCCUCAGUGAUCGCAGUGACAAUCAGUUCAUGAAACAGGGCGUUGGGGUUGGACACGUACUACAGAGAGAGAUUGCGGGGACCACAUGUGUGAUUGUUACAGAGACUCAUGGAAUUGUAUGAAAUUGCUGUGAACCAUUUAAAGGGUAGGUCCAUCCAGUCUGUAAAUUCACACUAAACAAUCUUAGUGGAAAUAUGGGGUGGGAUAUAGGAAAUGCAAUAAAAUGACAACCAUUCUGAUCAACAUUUUCUGGUUCUUAGAACUUAAUAGUUGUCGCUCUCUUGCCAACAAAGGCUGCAACCAAUGGGGUGCAGAGAUGGUUUUCAGAAAGCACAAUGGUCCCAUUUUUGUUUUUAGCAUCUAUUACUCUUAUUAAAGUGGUUGUUAAAAAUCCCCCCCCCCUCCUUCGAGCUCCUGGCACUUCCACCAUUGGGGGUGCAGGUUUAUAGAAGACGGACUUGCAGCAACAUCUUUGGAAACAACUUCAUUCUACGAAGGGUUUGUCCAUUUGUGGAUCCUUACUGGAUGGGUCUGCCCUUUCUGAUGGGUUUCUGGGUUACGGUGAGCCUGUUCUCCAGGAUGUUGGAUGAAUUUUAUUUUAUACAGUUAUUUAUAUAUUUAUAUAUUUUAAUAAAAAUCUGUUUUAUGUACAGAAGUUGAUAUUGUAUCUGACGCAGUGACGGACUCCUGCCAGAGAGAGGCUGUGAUAUUAUAUUAUAAUCAGCAGUCUCUACUCAUUUAUGUAUCUCUGUGCAUAUUUUUGUAUUAAUAUGUAUUUUGUAUGAAGAAAUAUAUAUACCUU